AUGGGUGCUCCACCACUGAUAGUCAACGCUGUUAUGUCCAUGCUAGCAGACUCUUCAGUCCGUGUACGAGUAGGAGACUCGCUGUCUGAACCAUUCCACACCGCCAGCUUUCGGAACCAAACAGAGAAAGCCACCGCCUCUUGUCCACCUCAACUGGGUAAAGCUACUCCAGUUUGCCGACGACACGUCUACAUUUGCCAAAAACAUCCAAGAAUUUAA
This is a messenger RNA of Cavenderia fasciculata, 219 nucleotides long. RefSeq lists its product as uncharacterized. Bases 1 to 219 code for a protein of 72 amino acids. Lineage: Eukaryota; Evosea; Eumycetozoa; Acytosteliales; Cavenderiaceae. The transcript has a single exon. The record is from RefSeq and is a predicted model, not a curated record.